CUGAACAGUGGUCCACUUUACACACGAGCUAGCGUUAGCAACGAGAGCAAGAGCAGCAUCACAGAGUUAAAACGUUUGCUACAGAAAAAACUACAAAUAUCCACACAGGUGCAGGAGUGUCCUGGGCUUAACAGGCAUCCGCAAUGUUGAAUCCGGCCAAUGGCGACCCAAGCCACGUUGUUGUGAAUUAUGUCGAGGAGUAUUUGGAUCUGGUGGAGUCUCUUCCUUUUGACUUGCAGAGGAGCGUGUCCCUCAUGAAGGAGAUUGAUGCCAAAUAUCAAGAUGUUCUGAAGGAGCUUGAUGAUGCUUAUGAACGGUAUCGCCGGGAAUCGGACUCACUUCAGCGGCGAAAGCUUCAGUUGUCCAUUCAGAGGGCGCUGAUUCGCAGUCAAGAGCUCGGAGAUGAGAAAAUACAGAUUGCCGGUCAGAUGGUGGAGUUGGUUGAGAACAGAACACGACAAAUAGACUGGCACUCUGAACUCCUCCUUUCCUCUCAAGAAGUCCCAGAGAGUCACGUUCCCACAGCAACAUCCAUGACAACCACUGCAGCGUCCAUGAUGUCCUCGUCCUCAGCCACCGUCACUCCAGGCAAAACUGGCCACCACGACAAGAAGCGCGACGAGGUUACCCCAGGCUCAGGUGGCGGAGACAAGGCCGGAGGGAAACGCUCAAGGCGUCAGAAAAAUGGAGACAAUCGGGAAAGUUACGGCGGUCUCGAUCACACCGAGGAACUGGGAGUGGGAGCGUCCCGGGAAAAGAGGGCCAAAACAUCUUCCAAGAAAAAGAAAAGGUCAAAAGGAAAGUCUGAGCGAGAAGUGUCACCCCCAGACCUGCCCAUCGAUCCAGACGAGCCGACGUACUGCCUGUGUGAGCAGGUGUCUUACGGCGAGAUGAUUGGCUGUGACAACGAUGAAUGUCCCAUUGAGUGGUUUCAUUUCUCCUGCGUUGGGCUCCAUCAUAAGCCCAAAGGCAAGUGGUACUGCCCCAAGUGUCGGGGUGAGAACGAGAAGACCAUGGACAAGGCCUUAGAGAGGGCCAAAAAGGAGAGGGCAUACAACAGGUAGCUUGCUCUCUUUCUCCCAAUGAACACUGUUUCGUUCAGAUUUUGUCUUGUCUUUGUUUCUUUUUCUGUCAACACUGUUUAGCAAGAAGAAUGAACUGAUGAGAAGGGUGUAAAUAGAUAUUUUUGUAACUGCCGCAUACCUUAGAAAAAAGUUUCCUGCCUCCUGCUUGGGAUCAUUUGUAAAGGAUGGACCCGGCACAGAUUAACCUGCAUGUAACUUACAUCCCCUUUGUUUUCAUCAUGCAUGCAACAUCUCCCACACCAAUAUAUAUAUAUAUGCUCAAUUGACCAAUAAACCAUUUUCAAACUUUAAAGAAUUUGAUGUUUUUGACAUCACAGUCAAAUAAU
Plectropomus leopardus (leopard coralgrouper) is the source of this 1411-nucleotide messenger RNA. Lineage: Eukaryota; Metazoa; Chordata; Actinopteri; Perciformes; Serranidae. The record is from RefSeq and is a predicted model, not a curated record.